AAGUUCGUCCUGAUCACAUCUGGCUUCGUGACGCUGGUGUUGUGGGUGUUCUUCGCCACUGUCCUGUAUCUGUGCGAAAGGGCUGACUACACCGAAGAGUCUGAUAUGACGGAAGCCGAGCGGUUUAAUAACAUCCCACACUCGUUGCCAUAUACGUUUGUGCUGCUCACGGGAGACUAUCCUCUGACUGAGUUCAAUGUGUGGGGGCGUUUAACGUGUACGGUGAUGAUUGUCGUGGCGGUGGGUCUGGUGGCUAUCCCGUCGGGUGCUGUGGCUGCAGGUGAGGAAUUAUGCAAGAAUGCGGAUGAAUAG
Sphaeroforma arctica JP610 is the source of this 312-nucleotide messenger RNA. RefSeq lists its product as hypothetical. The transcript has a single exon. The record is from RefSeq and is a predicted model, not a curated record. The annotation marks the transcript as partial. Lineage: Eukaryota; Ichthyosporea; Ichthyophonida.